Molecule: messenger RNA, 6562 nt
Organism: Varroa destructor (honeybee mite)
Lineage: Eukaryota; Metazoa; Arthropoda; Arachnida; Mesostigmata; Varroidae
Product: protein tolkin-like
Biological process (GO): protein processing; dorsal/ventral pattern formation
Molecular function (GO): zinc ion binding; calcium ion binding; metalloendopeptidase activity
Source: RefSeq, a predicted model, not a curated record
GAGUUCAUCGACGGGAGAUAAGCAACGCGCCGAACAACACCAAAUGAACGGAGGACUGCGAAACAGUGGAGGAGUCUGCUGGUAGAAACGAGAACGUUGCAGCUAUCCAGCGCAACUCUACAUUCACACUUAAGACAAUCACUUUCUUAUGCCGCCAUCGGUAGCGUGAGCAUCAAGCAGAUAUCGAGCGAUGGCAACAGAGCCCGACUUCUCAAACACACAUGGUCAAACGCUAUCAGCUGCUCAAUAAGCCUGCUGGCAAUUAAAUCUUAUACGUACCGGCAUCCUAACUGUUACAGGCAAUAAUACAAUACCUUGUACUCAUAUGAAAUCAAAGUUUCAGGUUGACUAAUAGUCCCACCAUUAUUGUGAUCGCAGUCGUCGAUAGCCUGCAAAGAAGUGUACGCCGAUAGGACAAACACAAUGCGACCCUCAGUAGGGCUCCACAAGUCGCGAUGUUCAGUGGGAUAGCCCCGUGCCCCGGUGGCGGCUAAAAAAAUUUGCUGGGGCGCCGCGUGGGAGCCGUACGGCUCAGCGGCUUUGUGGGGGCAAGUGUUUGUUUGUUAUUAGGGGGUAGUCGUAGAAGUGGUGCCAGUUGCGUUGGUGGCUGCGUAGAGAGUGCUGAAGUUACGCUACGUUGGUUGUGGUUAGCGGAAAGAGCAAGGAAACCAGCGAAAUUAAUAGUGAAGUGCAGAUUCGGAGUGAAAAGCGUAAAUAGAUAGAAAAAAAAAAAAAGAGCAAACGUGGAAUAUUGUGGAUAGUGAGCGAGGUCGCAAGGACGAAACGACGAGUGAAUAGAACCGAAGCAAAAUUUCACGGCGUGUGGAUAUUAAGGUUGAUAGCGGAAGCCCGUCAUUGCUGCUGCGACCCUUUCGACUGUAAUUAUCUUUGCCGCCGACAACAAGGGGUAUUGCGCUAUCGUGAACGCGAUUGGAGUACGUUCUGGGGCAGUGGCGGUGUGUAAUUGUGUGUGUGUGCUCAGUGUACGACGACCGCUUCUUCACAUCAUUAUCAAAAUGAAGGCUUGCAUCGGGAUGCAUGCCUUGCCUGCUAUGUUCGUGGCAUUGAUCAUGCUCAACGGCGACCAAGUGGCACAAACAUACGCCUCGUUCAGUGUCGACGAAUUGCUUACGUACCGAUUUCCAAAUCGAAGUUCGAACGAUGUCGACCUCGACAUCUGCAAGCAUCAGCGCCCUGAAGGUACAGACAUUGUCGGAUGGAUAGUACCUCAUAGCAGACACCACGGUGGGGAAAAGCCGAGUUCACAAGGUCACGCCCCGGAACUCAACAGAAGUCACCCUCAUCGCAGAAAAAAUUUGAGAAUACGGUACCACGAUCAUUGGCGGCAAAGCCGGAGACGAUCUCAUCGCGCGGCCACAGCCAGAGUUGACCGAUUAUGGGACUUUGCUAUAAUUCCCUACGAAAUAGAGGCAAAUUUUUCAGGUCCUCAUCGGGCGUUAUUUCGGCAAGCUAUGCUUCACUGGGAGAACUAUACUUGUGUUAAGUUCGUUGAGAAGGAGCCAGUUCAUCACAACUACAUCGUGUUCACCGAACGGCCCUGUGGGUGCUGUUCAUUUGUAGGCAAACGGGGCAACGGGCCCCAAGCUAUAUCUAUUGGGAAGAAUUGUGACAAAUUCGGAAUCGUCGUGCAUGAACUCGGCCACGUCGUCGGCUUCUGGCACGAACAUACCCGGCCAGACAGGGAUAACCACGUGCACAUUAUCGAUAAAAAUAUAAUGCAAGGUCAAGAGUACAACUUCAAUAAAUUGACAGAGGAAGAUGUUAACUCAUUGGGUCUACCGUAUGACUUCGAUUCAAUCAUGCACUACGCACGAAAUACGUUUUCCAAGCAUACCAACCUCGACACGAUCCUACCCCGAGACGAUUCUUCGGCCCUCAUUCCACUUCAGAUUGGCGGAGGGCGUAUCGGCGAAGGUGGUAGCAGAAAGCGGCCAGAGAUCGGACAACGGGUUCGUUUAAGCAUAGGCGACAUCGCGCAAACGAACAAACUCUACAACUGCCCCAGAUGCGGACGCACGUUACAGGGUCCAUCUGGACGACUAUCAGCAGCUGAAUUCGAAACGGCCGAUGGCUUAUGCGAAUGGCGCAUUACAGCUACCCAUGGCGAGCGAAUUCAACUUAACAUCACACAAAUGGACAUCUUCGAAACCGAGAACUGUGAAACUGAUUACGUUGAGGUUCGUGACGGAUACUGGCACCAAAGCGAUCUUAUUGGUCGCUACUGUGGCACUGGAACUCUGCCGGACACGUUACUCAGCAGCGGAUACAGAAUGACCGUGAUUUAUCGAACUUCGAGCAAUGCCAACAAGCAUUCAGGAUUCGGUGCUACCUACGAAGCAAUUUGCGGCGGCGACUUAAGUUUGGAGGAUACCUUGGUACUGCAGAGCCCAAACUACCCGGACGAGUAUCGACCAGCCAAGGAAUGCGUCUGGAAGAUUAUCACCGAAGAGAAGUUCCAAGUUGCGCUCAAGUUCCAGGCUUUUGAGGUGGAAAGUCACGACAACUGUGUGUACGACUACGUCGAGAUCGUUGACGGCCACGACAACGACAGUCCAGUCAUUGGGAAAUAUUGUGGUUUCAAACUGCCCGAGGACAUCCGCUCCUCGGACAAUAAACUUAUGCUAAAGUUCGUCUCGGACUCUACGGUGCAAAAAGGAGGAUUUUCCGCGACGAUGCUAAAGGAAUUCGACGAGUGCGUAAAUACGGACCAUGGUUGCGAUCAUAUUUGCAUUAAUACCCUCGGAAGCUUUAAAUGCGAGUGCAAGAUUGGGUACGAGCUGCAUUCAGACGGUAAAAAAUGCGAAGAUGCCUGUGGGGGUAUGCUAGAGGGUAUGAAUGGCACACUGACAUCACCGUCUUUUCCCGAUCUUUACCCCCCUAACAAGAACUGCAUUUGGGAAAUUGUAGCACCGCCUCAACAUCGGAUCACGCUUAAUUUUACGCACUUCGAACUCGAAGGAACAAACCAAGAGUGCGAAUACGAUAGCGUAGAUGUGAGUUCCCGAGUGCGCGACGUGACGGUUAAAAAGCAUGGCGUAUUCUGUGGUACGCAGAAGCCAUCGUCGAUCACCUCCGAAGGCAACGUGCUCAGGGUUGAAUUCAACUCAGACAACUCUGUGCAGAAGAGCGGUUUCGCGGCGGUCUUCUUUACGGACAAGGACGAGUGUUCCACGAAUAAUGGAGGCUGUCAGCAUAUAUGUCGGAACACGAUUGGUUCAUUUCAGUGCGCCUGCUUCAAUGGUUUUGUACUCCAUCCAAAUGGUCGCGACUGCAAAGAAGGCACCUGCAUGCACCACGUGCAUUCACAACAAGGCGGUGAAAUUACCUCGCCAAACUAUCCCCUCGAAUAUCCUUCUAAGAAGGAAUGCGCCUGGCUUUUCUCGACAACUCCAGGACACCGUCUGAAGCUGGUCUUUGAUGACUUCGAAUUGGAGCCACACCAGGAGUGUUCCUACGAUAGUUUGUCAGUGUAUGACGGAGAGAAUACCGAUUCGAGUUCAUUGGGCAUUUUCUGUGGAGCGCGAGCGCCACAUCCGCUACUUUCAUCGAACAACAAGAUGUAUCUCGUCUUUAAGUCGGACGCGUCUGUCAGCCGAAAAGGCUUCAAAGCACGACAUUCAACAGUAUGUGGUGGACGACUUCAGGCUCGAGCAGGUGUCCAACAUAUCUAUUCACACGUCAAAUAUGGCGACCAGGACUAUAAUAACGGCGCGGAUUGCGAUUGGCUUUUGGAGGCCGAAGGCGGUACCGGUUUUGUUCGAUUGCAAUUUAUGGCUUUUGAACUGGAAGGUGAUAACCCUACGGAUUGCGGGUACGAUUCGCUGACUCUAUACGACGGCUACGAUGAUUCAACGGAACCCCUUAAUGUAUUUUGCGGAACAAAGCUGCCCUCCGAUGUUGUGACGGGUCCCGUUUUGUUAGUUCGUUUCAAAACAGACGACAACAUUGCGGCUAAAGGCUUUUCCUUGGCUUACUCACUGGAAAGCACGGGAAAUAAUAUCUCGACCGGUCUAACGCGCAUUUCACUUAAGCCGCCAGUCUUCUAAGCAAAUGCCAACAAUGGCCCACAAUUGAGGGGCUUCGCCCGUAAGAAAACUGCUACUGUAGUUUCCACUUGCAACAAUUAUGCGAUACGUCGUGGGUCAUCGUUAGGAACAAGGGAUCUAUUCGAGGAACAUUUUCGUCUAAAUAUCAAUUGCGCUUCCGUUUGUUCGUCCUAAUGGAACAAGCAGGACCUUUGACUAGUUGAGAAGGGAAUCAAUAUAUUUAGAUCUGUGUAUAGUGGUAAAUACUUCUCAUGACUAUAGUUCUUUUUGUCUAUGUCGUGUCUCCUUCAUACCGAAGAGAACUGAGCGAGUCUGUCUGAGAGGCGUUAAACAGUAGCGAGAAUUAUGCAUUCUUCAUUGUGAUGUGCGAAGUCGUUAAAUGGCUAAUACUUCACGAAGUUCGAGGGGACGAGGCAGCCGUUAACAGUGACAGAUAACCAUAUUUUGGCCGAUAUGAUGUUCUGAACUUAUUUUACAGAGAAACUUGCUUUCCGGACUAGAAAUAUAAACGCGGAAAACUAUAUUUAAUGAAAAUCUGAUCAAGACGUUCAGACGUUCUUUGCAGAGUAGAGUAGACAGAACAAUUUGCUUAGCAAUAACAUCUUAUGUGCGUGUUGCCAGUACACGAAGCUCUAUCAGUCUAUCCCAAAUAUGUGAUACUAUAUGAAUACUUUUAUGGCAAUAGAGUUGUAACCACCUGAGUUUUUGCGUAGCAUUUUAUGCCAUUUGUCGACUAGCACCUUUUCGUUCUAGUAGUAGCAGUAAUAGAGCAAUGUAUUGGGUAGUUAUGUGGUUCGAACCCAUUUAUUGCGGCUCAUUUCGUAGAGAAAGGCUUCUACAUUUUAAUAAAAUUCACUUGACAGGUGUCUCUUGACUCACAAGGGAUGACACAUUAUUAAACCACUAAUGUUCAAAAGUAUUUUCUAUUUGUUUUGCUCAUAUGUCUUGUUUGGCUAAUAUUAGAAAACAAAUCAUCAUAGAAAUCAUUCCGCACAAGCUUGCGCUGUAGCUCUUUUGUCUGUAAAAGCUCUCGGCGGCAGUGUUUGUACAACAAAACGUUUGUGUGCGUGUAACGAAAGCUCAUGAAGAUACCCAUCUUGAUCAUGAAUCACCAAGUAAAGGACAUGCGCUAACGAUUAUGGGAAGGAAAGAAGACAAAUCAAAGUGCCAACAACAACAGCAAGUGAUGGAGCGACCCAACGCCGAUUAAGACAACUAUGAACUGCAAUCGAUCGAUACGCUAUUGUACAUAGAGUUUAUAAAUUACACUCAUUCGUUUUUACGACGGAGUAAGAGAGGUUAGGCUCGAAUCACAAAAAUACAAACGUACGGCUCGAAACAUUUUCCAUACAGAGAAAUUUUACCUCGAAAGUGUGUAUAACAUGUCACAACGCCAUCGUUAAACCGGCACGUUACGCGAGCUGAGGCGAGUGAUUGCCUAUCAAAGAAACGAGGCUUGUGAACUUGAAAAAUUCGAUUUUAAACUAAUAAUACCACAGUAAAAGGGUGAUGGGCAUAUUUCCAGGGUGGACGUCUCCUAUUUGAGGGAUAUGAGUGGUUUAAAAUAUUGGUUAUACCAUUGACUAAACGAUAUCCUUGCAUCACCGCGUCCAACCCGAAGGAGAAAAUAACCAUGCGUCGAUUUAGCAGUAUAUAACAAUGUUCGGAAACUGUCGAAAUUUUGAAAGAUAUUGAAGGCGUUGUCUAAGUGGAGUGUCAAGUUCGUCAGGUUGAUUAUUAUAGUACAGCUGAAUUGGACAUAGCAUCGGCCGACAGGUGUGUCUGUGUUUGUAUCGACCAUAAGUUGAAGGACGGUGUUAUUUAGGCCCAUGUUAACAUCAACGGUCUUCACCAAAGGCAAAUCAUUCAGAUAUUUCCGAUCUCGUUGUCGUCUGGGUCGGCAAACUGCAAGGCCAUGCGACUAGGGGUAGUUACUUUAAAUAAGGGUAGUCGAGUUGAGAUAAAUACCGUUUUUAUAACAUGUGAGAAAAGAGGCACCCAGGUGGGGUGAAACUAGCCCGCGCUGAUAACCAUCUGUUAAUAACGGAGAUCGAAAGUAAACUUGUUGACCGCAACCGCACAAUCGGAAUUUAAGUCUGGGAAAAAUUAAAUGUCGACGAAAACGAAUACCAUAAAGAUUAUCGCAGGGAUAAGAAACAUUCUAAACGGACAGGGCGCGUUGUUGUACAUAAGAGUUUUACGAUAAUUUUAUGCAUUAGUUUCAUCAUUACCAUUACUGUCUACGUCUGUUCUUUGGUACUUUAACUUACCAUGUGUACGGAAUAAAUAACAAAGUUGUUCUAGAUCACAAACAACUUUUACCACCGCGAAUGAGAAAAACUAUAAUGACAGGAAAAAUGUAAUUGUGUACUACUAGAAUGCUAUUCCAUUUCCACAAAUGUACAUCAGAAAAAAACACGGUACAAAGCAAUUCGCCGUGUACCGCGUCUAGGUAAAAGGAUAAAGACCUGAUCAAUAAAUAUGAUUUAUACAUA